AUGCGUUAAUUUCUAGCGUCUAUAAAUGAAGGUCUGCAAGUUUCAAGGUUAGUAAGAGAGAGAUGGGAGAAAUAGAAAGAGAGGCAAUGUCAAGGUGGGAGAAGGAAGAGGAAUUAGAAGAAGCACAAGCCCAAAUAGAUAUCUGGAAGUACAUAUUUGGGUUUGUGGAACUUGCAGUUGUGAAAUGUGCGAUUGAGCUUGGCAUAGCCGAAGCCAUAGAAAAGCAUGCAAGUCCCAUGACACUAGAGGAGUUAUCAUCAACUCUAGCCUGUGAUUCUUUACUUCUGAACCGCAUCAUGCGCUUCCUAGUGCACCGAAAGAUAUUCAAAGUGACACCCACGGGGUAUUCUCAAACACCUUUGUCUCGGCGUUUGAUGAGAAACGGUCAACAUAGCAUGGCUGGUAUGCUUUUGCUGGAGAGUAAUCCUGUAAUGUUGGCACCUUGGCACAGUCUAAGUGCUCGUGUCUUGGUCAAUGGCAAUCCCUCAUUCGCAAAGGCUCAUGGUGAGGACGUGUGGCGCUAUGCUGAGGCACAUCUCGACCACAGCAACCUCAUCAAUGAGGCUAUGGCAUGUGAUGCUAAGCUUGUUAUGCCUACCGUCAUUGAAAGUUGCAGCGAGGCAUUUGAUGGUGUAAAGUCCUUGGUUGAUGUGGGUGGUGGUAAUGGCACCGCCAUGAGCAUCCUGGCCAAGGCUUGCCCUUGGAUUCGAUGCAUCAAUUAUGAUCUCCCUCAUGUCAUUGCCGAGGCCUCUAAGUGCGAUGGCGUCGAACUUGUGGCAGGUGACAUGUUUCUGAGUGUUCCAAAGGCUGAUGCUGCUUUUUUCAUGUGGGUUUUGCACGACUGGUCUGACCAAGAGUGCAUCCAAAUCUUGA
Molecule: messenger RNA, 873 nt
Organism: Cajanus cajan (pigeon pea)
Lineage: Eukaryota; Viridiplantae; Streptophyta; Magnoliopsida; Fabales; Fabaceae
Product: acetylserotonin O-methyltransferase
Molecular function (GO): O-methyltransferase activity; protein dimerization activity
Source: RefSeq, a predicted model, not a curated record